Molecule: messenger RNA, 1341 nt
Organism: Kwoniella shivajii
Lineage: Eukaryota; Fungi; Basidiomycota; Tremellomycetes; Tremellales; Cryptococcaceae
Exons: 7
Coding region: 1-1341 (446 amino acids)
Cellular component (GO): cytoplasm
Molecular function (GO): electron-transferring-flavoprotein dehydrogenase activity; flavin adenine dinucleotide binding
Source: RefSeq, a predicted model, not a curated record
AUGGUACAGCAGGAAGAAUAUGAGAACAUCAUUAUAAUAGGAGCUUCGAUAGGUGGACACGAAUGUGCCAAUAGUCUUGUACCUUAUCUACCUGGAAACUAUAGGAUAUUACUUAUUGAUGCGAGAUCUUUUGCUUGGUGGCCAAUAACUAUAUUGCGGGCUGUAGUGAUUCCCGGAUGGGAAAACAAAGUUUCAAUACCGUUAACCACUGAACGAGUCUUCAAAAAAGGUUCACAACAUCAUGUUAUUGCACCUAAUAAAGUCACACAGUUGAAUGAGAAUUCAGUGAUUCUACGACACCCCUUUGAAGGCUCGAAUGAAUUGCCUUUUUUCAGAUGUAUAAUAGCCACUGGAGCUUCUCAGCCUUUACCUACGAUGCCAGGAUGGGAUCAAACAGAAGGAGAAUUCAUGAAAUCACUUCAAGUCACUCAAAAAGAUAUUGCAAAAUCAAAGAAGGUAGUGGUUAUUGGAGGUGGUGCAGUAGGUGUGGAGAUUGCAGGUGAAAUAGCAUCUUAUCAUCCCCAUACAAAAGUCACUUUGAUUCAUAAAGACUAUGGGUUACUUUCUCCUACACCCACACCUGUAUCUCCUGCCAGUGUAGUUUCAAAUGACGGCGAAAUCCAUUCACAUUCAUGGUCAUCUCCACCUACAGAUCCUAGAUUAUCGACAGAACUCCAGAAUAUAUGCAAGAAAUUGGAUAUCAACGUAAUUCUAUCUGAUAGAGUCAUGAUUCCUUCCUCUUCAACUCCCAGUGGUAACGAGGCUGUACAAAGCAAAGAAGUGUCAAGUGAAUGGAACGGAUCCUUUGGAUUUCAGGAAUCAGUCAAAAUUCUUAAACUGAAAAGUGGUUCAACAAUCGAAGCGGAUUAUAUAUAUCCUGGAUGUGGGAUGAAACCCAAUUCUGGAUUAGUGAGAGAUGCAGAUCAAGAUGCACUAGAUGACGAUUUGAUUAGGGUUGAUGACUAUCUCAAGGUUACAACGUCAUCCCAAAAGUCUAUGUUCAGAGGACAGUAUUAUGCUAUCGGAGAUGCUUGUUCUUCUCCCGGAUUGAAAGUAGCACGUGGAGCUAUCUGGAGUGCACAUAAGACAGCAAACAAUGUAAUCAACGAGAUUAGGAAUAGGUCUCUAAGUAAAUAUAAACCGGGUUUGAUAUCACUUAAUCUCCCAUUGGGUCCGGAUGAAGGUGCGGGAAUGGUCAGCUUUGGUUGGUUAGGAACUUGGGUUUUCGGAUCUACGAUGACUACAAGGGUUAGAGGUAAGACAUCAGGUACAGAAAGAUUCUUCGCUGGUAGAUUUAAGGGAGAAGUGAAGAGUGAAAUCAGAUUUGAUGAUUUGAAGUGA